UUCAAACUGACAGGUGGGAGCGUGGCCGUUGGCGCCGGAGCGGAACGGGACCGGCACCGGAUCGGGACCGGGACCGGGAUCGGGACGGGACCGGGACAGGAUCAGGGUCCCACCCGCCAUGUCCUCCAGCGGCUGCACCUUCGAGGACCGGUGCGUGAGCGUGCUGUGCUGCCGGUUCUGCCGGCAGGUGCUGAGCUCGCGGGGCAUGCAGGCGGUGCUGCUGGCGGACACCGACACCGACCUCUACUCCACCGACAUCCCGCCCUCGGGAACUGUUGAUUUCAUCGGAAGCUGCUACUUCACUGAAAUCUGCAAAUGCAAGCUGAAGAACAUCGCCUGUCUGAAGUGUGGGAACGUUGUUGGCUACCACGUGAUUUGUCCCUGCAAGCCCUGCCUGCUGUCCUGCAACAACGGCCACUUCUGGAUGUUCCACAGCCAGGCAGUGUUUGGCAUCAACAGGCUCGACCCUUCUGGUGUGGAUGUAUUGCUCUGGGGCAACUUGCCAGAUCUGGAGGAAAGCACAGAAGAAGACACGUCCUGCACCUCUGAGGAGGAGUACAUCAGAUAAACGUUACCUGCAGGAUCGUCCCUCCACUUGUGGCCUGGCUGUUUGGUUUGGGUUUAUUUAAUUUCACCUGGUGGCCCAUCAGAUCUUAAACAACAGAAAAAAACAGGAAAUCUGGAAAACAAUCCCUAAAAAUCCUCUCUUUCACUGUAGCCUUCCUUGGACUCCUGAAUCUGCCUGGUGUGUAUCCCCUGAGCAGAGAUGCACCUUGGAAAUGCAAACACAAAGUGCAUUUGCUGAGCUCUAUUUUGCUUUUCAUUCUUAAGCCUCAACAGCUGAUAAUCCUUCCUUUCUUCUUCCCUAAAGCACUUUUCACAGAGCAAAACCUCUCAGCUGCUUUCAGUUCAAAAAAAUCUUCAGGAAUGAUCUGCCAGGUCGGGGGAGUUCUGAAAGAGCUCAGCUCAUGUGGUUCAAAGUGGCUCCAAGUUUUGCUGCUCUGGCUCUGUGAUCUCCUGCUCUCUGCAGCUUCUUUGCACCUGAGGCAUCCCAGGAUGCUCCCAAAUGUGCACUGGGAAGCCUCUUAGAGCCUUCCCGUCUUUAUUUUUCGAUACUUUCAGGAUUCUGUCUCCACAGAGAUCAAGUUCAUCUUUUUUCUCCCUGAUAAAACCUAAAUUCUGCAGUUUCUUAGUAGAACUUCAAGGCUACGCUGGAGUUUUCCUUCAGGGCAGCAAUAACACCCAUACACUUUAAUAUAUUUUUUUUUCCCCUCUCCGAAACACAACUCAGUCACGAAAUUGGAUCUUUUUAGAGAAAGCAAAAAAAAAAAAGAAAUCAGGUAAAAUAUUUGGUGUUCAUGCCUAACUUGCAUCCUGAGGUGCACAGACAAUCUGCUUCCUGUAGGUAAUGAAUUCAAAGCUCAUUUUCUGAGUUGCUAACAAACCAUGAUAUUUAACUUCUGAACUAAGUACUGUCCCCUUCAGCUUCUCACCUAAGGGCCACCAACAAAAAACUCAAAGUAAAAUCAUGUUAAGAGAACAGAGGACACUUCAAUAAACCUCCCUGCAGCCUCUUGUGAUACUUGAAAGGGGUGUGAUGAAGACAGAUCUGAAUUGUCUCAGUAUUUUCACUGCUCGUUAUCUAUUUCUUAAUUAAUGGUACUACCUCUUCUGCAUUAAGUGUUUAUUGGUGUAUAUUUGUAUGUGUGUGUCUUGUUUUGAAUUCCUGUGUUGUGUCUGCCCAGGAAAUAAAAGCUUUGGACUCCAGAGUCUUCAGGGCUGUCAUAAAUAUGGACGAUAUCAGAUAAUCACAACAAUGAAAUGGCAUCUUGGAUUAAAGGAGUGGAAUAAUUAGGCUUUUAGCAUUAUGAAUUUGUUUUGGACAACCCAAAAAUAAAAUCACUUUAGGCUGACAAA
Molecule: messenger RNA, 1917 nt
Organism: Corvus hawaiiensis (hawaiian crow)
Lineage: Eukaryota; Metazoa; Chordata; Aves; Passeriformes; Corvidae
Gene: RUMY1
Product: family with sequence similarity 72 member A
Exons: 4
Coding region: 119-568 (149 amino acids)
Cellular component (GO): cytosol
Source: RefSeq, a predicted model, not a curated record